AUGUCUCGUGCAAAAUCUAAGCAUAAUAAUAUGGAAAUAUGUGGUGACUGCGGAGCUUUAGAAGCCACAUGGGCCUCAGUUAAUAAAGGAAUAUUAUUAUGUACUCAGUGUUGCAGCAUUCACAGAAGUUUAGGAAGACACAUUUCUCAGGUCAAGUCUAUACCAAAAAGUACAUGGCAACCAAAUCAACUCAAUAUGGUUUAUGCAUUAAAUAAUAAUGGUGCAAAUAACAUUUGGGAGAAUGCCUUACUUGAAAAUGGAGGAAAGUUAAUGAAAAAGAAGCCUAAUGCUAAAGAUCCCUUAAGUGUGAAGCAGGAAUACAUUAGACAAAAACAUCUUCAGUGCACAUAUGCAUUCAGAGAAAACUAUGAGGAUGGGCUGAUAAGUGUAGAAAAUGAGCUGGGAAAACAACUUCAUGCUAGUGUACGAACUCCGAACCUAGAAACAUCAUUUAGACUACUUGCUCUGGGAGCAGACCCUAACUAUUUUCAUGAUGAAAAGGGAUCCACUCCACUUCAUGUUGCUACUAAAUCCGAUCAGAAAUUACAGGUGGAAUUAUUGUUAGUGUAUGGAGCUGACCCAUCUUGCCCUGACAGUCAAGGAAAAUCGCCUAUUGAUUAUGCAAGAGCCCUAACAAAUAAAGAUUUAGUAAAUCGACUCACAGACAGCCAAUAUGAAGUCACUGACACCUUCAGCUAUUACUUGUCGCUUAGGAAACCAGAUCACACAAAUGGAAUUCAUUUCUAUAUACCACAGACUGGUUUUAAAUCAAAUUCACAAUCACUGACCAAGCUGCAAAAGUUGAGUAAUCAUGUUUUUGAAGAACUAGCUAUGGAUGUAUAUGAUGAAGUAGAUAGGAGGGAGACAGAAGCUAUUUGGCUUAGCUGUGCCGACACCACAGACCUUAACGACGUUCCUUUUCUGCCAGUCGACAACACGUUAUCUACUACACGAAACCAAGGAAGACAAAAACUAGCUAGAUUCUCGACUCCCGAGCUAAAAAGUUUGGUCUACGAUAUUUUAGUUGAUACACAGAGACGACAGAUGGUAUCUGAUAAAAGUAAUAUAUUACAACUACGAGAAGUGUCAACUGUAGACGAAGAUCCUCUGUAUGACUCUGUAGCUUCUGAUGACGAUUACGCUGUUAUUCCAGAUGAAGAGUCUCCAAAAUCAGACAAACCUCCGACCAGCAAUAGCGAUAAAGACAGUAUAGUAUCUCUAGAUAGUAUUAGCAAAACGAAUAAAGUUCUGGAGCAGCUUACGAAGCAGCUGAAGAAUUCUGAUAAUACCAUCACAGAUCUUCGAGCUGAAGUAAUGAAAUUGAGGCAGUGUGUAAAGGUGUUGCAAACGGAAAAUACUGACCUAAAGAGUAGAUUGUCUGAAGGUAAAUUGACGUCCAGAACAAAUGGAGAUAGCGGGUUUGAUUCCUUGGAGUUCAUUGCAGAGGUUCAAGGAAGUGACGAGACAGUUAGUAACGGCGUAUCUGCCGAUGAAAUAGAUUUUAGAAGAAGCAAACGCAUUCAAAGACCAACUAGUAUGUACGAAACUAGAGAAGGUAUCGGUAAAGUGUCAAAUUGGCAAGCAAUGAAGAACCAAAUGAAACACGGUGACGCUAGAGGUACCCAAAGUCUUUAUUCAUCACCACAGAACCGAGAAACGAUCUUAAAGUGUACUGAACAAAUCACAUGGACUAUUCAACAUUUGUGUAAAGCCAUUCAAGAACCCGAUAAAGAAGAAUGUGUGUCUAGUGCCGAAAAAGUUAAAGUGUCCGUAUGUAGGUUAGCUUCAUUCUUGCCAAAGGAACAAGAAGCAGAUCGACUGAAACUGAUGAUAGAGUUGGUGUCAAGACUUCAUCCCGAAUGCUCAGCCCUCCAAACCUCCAAUCAAAAUAACGACACCAAAUCUUUGGAACUCCAUUUUGGAAAUAUCAGGGAAAUCGCCUUCCACCUUGCCAAAUUUACUAAAGAUAUAGUGACCAAAUAUUCUUCUAAUCACUAG
Messenger RNA from Diabrotica balteata, 1998 nucleotides. Lineage: Eukaryota; Metazoa; Arthropoda; Insecta; Coleoptera; Chrysomelidae. The record is from the annotation of a GenBank genome assembly.